Molecule: messenger RNA, 831 nt
Organism: Malaya genurostris
Lineage: Eukaryota; Metazoa; Arthropoda; Insecta; Diptera; Culicidae
Product: peptidyl-prolyl cis-trans isomerase 5
Exons: 3
Coding region: 130-735 (201 amino acids)
Biological process (GO): protein peptidyl-prolyl isomerization; protein folding
Cellular component (GO): intracellular membrane-bounded organelle
Molecular function (GO): peptidyl-prolyl cis-trans isomerase activity
Source: RefSeq, a predicted model, not a curated record
GCGGCUGAGGCAAUCAAUCCGGCGUUAGGUUCCGACGGGAGAGGUUCGAAUUCGGCUUUCGUUUCUCGUUUUUGUUCUUUUUCUUUCCCUUAGAACAAUUUUAGUCAAUCAGUGAAAUACAAAACAAAAAUGAAACUCUUUGUUGUGCUCAGUGCGCUGCUCGUCGUAGCAUUCGCCCAGGAUGGACCGAAAGUCACGGAUAAGGUGUUUUUUGACAUAACCAUCGGUGGUAAACCGGAGGGGCGCAUUGUAAUUGGUCUGUUCGGCGGAACUGUCCCAAAAACCGCGAAAAACUUUAAAGAACUAGCGGAAAAAACGACUGAGGGUGAAGGCUACAAGGGAAGCAAAUUCCACCGUGUCAUUCGCGACUUCAUGAUUCAGGGUGGUGAUUUUACCCGCGGAGACGGAACCGGAGGACGUUCGAUCUACGGCGAGCGGUUUGCUGACGAAAACUUCAAGUUGAAGCACUACGGAGCCGGAUGGCUGUCGAUGGCCAACGCCGGCAAGGACACCAACGGUUCGCAGUUUUUCAUCACCGUGAAGCAGACCAGCUGGUUGGACGGCCGUCACGUUGUGUUUGGAAAGGUGCUGGAGGGUAUGAGUGUGGUGCGGAAGAUCGAAAACACCAGCACUGACGGCCGGGACCGUCCCUCUCAGGAUGUUGUGAUUGCCGACUCCGGCUCGCUGCCCGUCGAUGCUCCGUUCGCUGUGGAGAAGAGUGAUGCCCGCGACUAGAUGUUCCAGGUUUUAAGUUUGAUACUUCCACGGAAAUGCAUUUAAUGUGAUUGAAGAGAUAAUGAGAGCAAUUAAAAACAUAAACACGAUUUUAAA